Insectozyma verbasci is the source of this 702-nucleotide messenger RNA. The record is from the annotation of a GenBank genome assembly. NCBI's taxonomy places the organism in Eukaryota, Fungi, Ascomycota, Pichiomycetes, Serinales, Debaryomycetaceae.
AUGAUUCACAUUAAAAGACACACAAUAGUUCCCAUAUGCAUAUUAAUAUCAAUAAUAUGUUGUAUUUAUUAUUUAACUACAUCAACCUCACAAAUUGAAAAAUCAUUAGGUAAUUCAUCACCAAUUAAUAUAGUAAAAGAUUCAAAAAAUGUAUUAAACUAUUUCGAUCAGAAACAAGAAAAAUCACAACAGAAAGUCCAAGAAUUAGAAGAACCAGACAUUGAUGAAUCCGUCGUAUCAGAUGAUAAAUUCACCGAUACUCCAUUCAUGCCCAAAAUGCAAAAUGAAACCUUGAAAGCACAAUUAGGACAAUCUAGUUGGAGAUUGUUUCAUACUAUUUUAGCUAGAUAUCCUGAAUUACCAACAACUCAACAAAAAAACACUCUAGAAAGUUAUAUAUAUUUAUUUGGUCAAGUUUAUCCUUGUGGUGAUUGUGCUAGACAUUUUCAAACCUUAUUAAAGAAAUAUCCACCACAGAUUGGGUCAAGAAAGACUGCAGCUUUAUGGGGAUGUCAUAUUCAUAAUAAAGUAAAUGAAAGAUUAAAUAAACCGGAGUAUGACUGUACUACUAUUUUAGAAGAUUAUGAUUGUGGAUGUGGUAACGAUGAAGAAAGUAAAGAUGAAACUUUGAAAGGUAAUAGCAUUAAGGAAUUAAAGGAACAAAAUUUGAAAUUUGAAAAAGAGGAGAUUCAACAAGGUUAG